AAAACGUACAGUAUUCAAGGUAGCACUAGAACUACAACCAAGUCGAAAACGGAGCCGAUUUGACUUUAGACCGCCCACGAGCUCAACGAUUGGCUCUGCUGUGGUGUUGCUGCGGUGUGAUUGGCCAGCCUUGCUGUCAGUCCAUGGGCGCCGGACAAUUGCAUACAGUGAAUCCGUGGAAAAGAAUAUCGGACAACACCACUAGUCGGCCUGUAUUGUGUCAAACGGAUUACUAAGGGGGCUAGCGUGGCUUGCAGAGUAUGCAUCCUGUGCUUGGUGAUGACUUCUCCACUGUCUGGAGGUCCUCCUUCCUGGGAUGGAACAGGACACGAGUACACGCAGCACGAUGCUCCUCACCGGCAAAGCUGGACCUCAGCGACCUGGUGUUGGUCCCACCUCGUAUGAAGCUAGCAUGAGCAUGACCUGAUGAAGCCUGCUCGGAUGAGAGGCCAAACAUCUGUGUGAGCCAAGCGUCCGUGGAUCCUUCCCGGCGUGACGGUGGCGUGCUGUGGGAUGGUGGGAUCUUUGGAGUGGAGCGCCAUCAGAGGUGCCAGGCGUGCGGGCGUGAUGCUCGCCCACAUGAACCCCAGGCCGGGAGACGCAAUGAUGCAUGCCGCCAGGCCUGCUGCCUGAAGGAGAAAUCUCCUCACUCCUCCUCCUCGUCAAGUCUCGUGGCACCCCGAGUAAAAAGUGUUUUCCCUGCAAGGAUAGCGAAAAGGAGAAUUGAAGCCAGCUCCCAUUGACGACGCUAGAUGGGCACCUGAAUGCACCAGGACGGCCGAGCAGGUGUCAGAGUUUGAUGUCCAACUACCAAUGUGGCUUCUAAACUGAUCGGCUACAACAAUGCGGUGGAGGCCGGCACAGACUCGGACGACGAGGACAAGUUGCACAUCGUGGAGGAGGAGGGCAGCCUGGCGGACUGCGACAGCACCCCGCCAGACGAAGAGCACCCCGGGGAGCCCUGGGACCGAGUGAAGGAAGAUUGCGUAUCAGACGGCGAGGACGAUGCCAGCACAGACGCCCUGGUGGAGGAGAUGCUUCAGCAAGGCGACACGGCCGUCAUUUACCCCGAGGCCCCGGAGGACGAGCUGCAACGCCACGGCACUCCCGACGCCAGCGUUCCCGAUGAAAACGGAACGCCCGACUCCUUCUCGCAGCUCCUCACCUGUCCCUACUGCGCACGCGGCUACAAGCGCUACAGCUCCCUGAAGGAGCACAUCAAGUACCGGCACGAGAAGACGGAGGAAUGCUUCAGCUGCCCCGAGUGCAGCUACACCUUUGCACAUCGCGCACAACUGGAGAGACACAUGACGGCCCACAAGCCGGGAAGGGAUCAGCGCCACAUCACGCAGACGGGAGGCAAUCGCAAGUUCAAGUGCACCGAAUGCGGCAAAGCCUUUAAGUACAAGCACCAUCUGAAGGAGCACCUACGCAUCCACAGCGGAGAGAAACCCUACGAGUGCUCCAACUGCAAGAAGCGCUUCUCCCACUCGGGCUCGUACAGCUCGCACAUCAGCAGCAAGAAGUGCAUCAGUCUCAUCUCGGUCAACGGCAGACCGCGUCUGAGCAACAGCAAAGGCCAGGGCCAGGCUCCGCCCCCCAUCCUUCCCACCUCGCCGUCCGUCCUCCGCGCCCAAAUCCGCGAGAAGCUGGAACACAGCAAGCCGCUGCAGGAGCAGCUGCCCCUCAACCAGAUCAAGAGCGAGCCGCCCGACUACGAGUACAAGGCGGCGGUGAUGACGUCCCCCGCCGUGGCUGCCGUGAACGGCGGGAUGUACAACGGGGGGGCCGGCGCCCCCCUGCAGGGCACCGUGCAGGCCGUGGUCCUGCCCACCGUGGGGCUGAUGUCUCCCAUCAGCAUCAACAUCGCCGACCUGCAGAACGCCCUCAAAGUGGCCGUGGACGGAAGCGUGAUUCGCCAGGUCCUGGAGAGCAACGCCAAAGGCCAGCCGGGUCAGGCCGCCCUGGGGCUAACCACUGGAACCAUCCACCCCUCCCAGCAGCAGCUCAUCUCGGCCAUCAGCUUGCCCAUCGUGGGUCAGGAUGGGAAUGCGAAAAUCAUCAUCAACUACAACUUGGAGCCCAACCAGGGCCAGCUCACGGCCCAAAACCUGAAGAAGGAGUCUGAGCCAUUCUCCGGUCAGCCGAGCACCGAGGCCUUCAAGUGUCAGAAGCUCCCUGAAGAUCUGACCAUCAAGGGCGUGAGGGCCGCUGAAAUGAAAGAAGAGGAUAAAACCACUAAGACUUGUCUCCUAUGCGACAGCUGUCCCGCCGGAGACGUGGCGCUGGAGGCGCUCCAUGCCCUCAAGCACUGCAAGAAGGAGGCGCUCAGGCUGAAUGGAGGAGAGUCUGCCGUCGCUGCCCUGCUGUCAGAGGGGGGCUUUUGCGACCAGCCCAAGAACCUUCUGUCCCUGCUGAAGGCCUACUUUGCCCUCAACGCCGAGCCCACCAAGGACGAGCUGGCCAAGAUCUCCGACUCGGUCAGCCUGCCCGUCCACGUGGUCAAAAGGUGGUUUGACAAAAUGCAGGAGGGUCAGAUAUCGCUCGGCGCACCGACGCCUCCUUCGGAGGAAGACGAAGCCUAUGAUACCGGCCGUGUGGUGUCUCCGGUCCAGGGGAAAGGUCUGAACUCGGCGAGUCCUUCUGCGACUCGUGACAGUCCCACUGAAGCUUCCCCGGCGGAGCUCAACGGCCCCCACGGCGCCCCGGCCUCCCCUUUGCCACUAAGCCUGAAAGGCCUUGAAGACCGGCCCCCUCAGAUCCCCGACGCGCCCCUGGACCUGUCGCUGCCAAAGCCCGACAAGGAGGAAACGGGGACCGCGGGUGUCAAAGCCGGCACCCACCCCCCCCUUUUCUCUGUCCGCACCAAUCAGGAGGAACCUCUGAACUUAACUUGCACAAAGAAAGACGCAUCGCCACUCUCGUCCCUGGGCGCCAGCCCUGUUGCACUGUACGCCGCCCCCCCGAGUGCCAACCCCCUCAAUAUCGUGACCGCCCAGCUCCCCGCGCUGGUGGCCAUCGCCGACCAGGGCCGUAUGCAAUGUCUGAGGGCCCUGACCGCCGCCAACAAGCAGACCAUCCUCAUCCCUCAGCUGGCGUACACCUACACCACUAGCGCCGGCAGUCCCGCCGGGGCCGACGCCCACGAGACCAUCCACCUCAACGGUAUCAAGGAAGAGAAGCAGGACGCCGGCUUGGAGGGCAUGGAGGGCACGGAGGGCACGGAGGAGCACAACGACUCGGACUCGGGCCCUCUGAGGAAGAAGAUGAAGAAGACGGAGGGCGGCUUGUACGCCUGCGACCUCUGUGACAAGAUCUUCCAGAAGAGCAGCUCGCUGCUCAGACACAAAUACGAACACACAGGGAAGCGACCACACGAGUGCAGCAUCUGCACCAAGGCGUUCAAACACAAGCACCACCUCAUCGAACACAUGCGCCUCCACUCGGGGGAGAAGCCCUACCAGUGCGACAAGUGCGGGAAACGCUUCUCCCACUCGGGCUCCUACUCGCAGCACAUGAACCACCGCUACUCCUACUGCAAGAAGGAGUCUCCCAGCCAAGGGCGGGGCCGGGACAGUCCCGAGGGGGACAUCCCGGGCCCGGCGCCGGACUCCCGCCUGGUGGCCUUCCAGGUGGACUCGGACGAGCGAGGGAGCAGCGCGAGGGAGGACGAAGAAAGCGAGGAGUUUGAGGAGGAGUUUGAGGAGGAGGAGGAGGACGGGGCGGUCGACGUGAAGGACAUCCAGGUGGUGCAGGUGGGGGAGGAAGACGAGGCGGAGAACACGGGAGACGCGGAGGAGGAAGACGGGAGGCGGGAGGAGACGGAGGUGACGGGAGGCGCCGCGGGAGAGAGAAAGACGUGCGAAGACGAGGACGAAGGAGACUAAAGGAGGGGCGGACCCCGACGCGUAGAAACCCAGGUGUGCCUGAAAAAACGCUUUUCCGCAGGAAAGGCGUGUGUACAAAGGAGAAGGCGAGGAGGAAGGAAGGAAAGUUUAUUUUCUGACUAAAAGGCUUUGUUUUUAUCAGUGUUACUAAUUUGACCACUCUUGUUUGAACCCGGGCGCUGAAGACGCUUUUAUUGCCAAGCCACCCAAGCAGUAUUGAUGAACAAAUGAUGAACAAAUGAUGAACAAAUGAUGAACAAAUGAUGAACAAACGAUGAACAAACGAUGAAGAAAAGAUGAAGAAAUGCACUAGAAGAAUCCAACUUUUCUACCCUUCAGUAUUCUUCUUCUCUGCUGCGCUGGUGUCGAUCGGCAGCCUUAGGAAUCAAAACAUCGGAGAGAUGACGGGUCUUUGCAGCCAUUUCCUGUUUGCCUUUGACAUUUCAGGACGGAUGCUCAUUGGCUAGCUUGCUGUUUAGCUGAUUAGCAUGUACGCCGCUGGAUGAGGAAGGAACCAAAAUCACAAAACACUUUUAUUCUCUUCUCUCUCAAACUAUUUUCUCUACUCGGAAUUUGAAACUUUUUACAGUUUUUUCUCGCAUUUUACACUUUUAUUCAUGCAAUGUUGCUUUUCUGUGGCAAGAAGAGUUUUAUUGUAACCAUGGAAGCAAAGUGGUGACAUAUUUGCUUAGCAUGCACGUGCUGGGCCAGGGAAGGUACUUUGGUGGGACCUUACUGGCUGGCGCUUCAACCGAUGGAGUCUUUGUUCAUGAACAAAUCAUAAGCUCACACACACACACACACACACACACACACACACAGCGACACAUUCAAUAGCAAAAAGUAUCCAAAAUAAAGAGGAAGGCAAGGCGGCACAGCCAUCCUUCUACCGCUUAUCUGAGGUCGGGGGUCGCGGGGGCAGCAGCCCUAAGCAGCUGAUCCCGAGGAGUUCUCAGGCCAGGGUCCUGGGUCUUCCCCGAGGCCUCCUACCGAGGCGGCACCCACGAGGCAGAUCUACAGGUCCCCGUGGGGGGUGGAAACAGGAACAUGCAUGGACCCCAAAAGCCGCACACAAAAUGCUCGUGAACUCAUGAAUGGCCGCUCCAAGGCCGGCAUGACCAACAUUACAACAAAAUAAAAGCACCCAACAGAAUAGGAAUAGACCACUUCCAGCGCUCCCGACCCAAGCCUGCGGUCUCCAUCGUAUCGUCAUGACGAUGAUGAUGUGUGGCUCUCAUCACAGCUUGACGGUGUGUUCGAGGUCGCUGUGUGGCUUUUCUCCAAAGCGGCCGAUAGAGCGAAUGGGCAUCUUCCACAAAUGUCAAAGAAUUAGAUUUUUAUUCUUCUAUAGAGGACCCACCCCCCGGCCCCCACCUUCCGAGCCUUAUGCAAAAAAGGAGAGAAAAAGUGCCAUUGAAUAUAGCUGUGCAGCGCUAGCAGCCAGGAUCCCAGGUCAGCCAGUCACCAGUAGAAUCUAGUAGAGCAUAUUCUAUGCUGGACUUAACGUUGUACGUACGACUCUUGGAAGGUGGUUGUGUUGCUUUUUACACAAUCACUCACGUGUCUUCAGGUAACAACACAACCUGUCAGUGUUAUCUUGUAUUGCUCUCUUCCUGUGUGUGUGUGUGUGUGUGUGUGUGUGUGUGUGUGUGCGCGUGUGUGUAUGUGUGUGUACUGUAUGUUAUGCAGCAGUUGCAGUAUUACCCCCACCCCCCCCCCCCUCCCCCACCCCCAAAAAAGAGAUGGGUAUGUCUGUUAGGUCAUCGCCAACUUUUCUAUUUAUGUGUCUUAUUUUUUACAUUUCUUGAUGCUUUAUUUAUUUCAUGGUGUAGUGUACAAGACUGUAGUUUGUAUUAAUACGAUAAUAUAUUUUAGUAUGGGGAAAAGAUUUUUCUAAACAAAAGCACCCAUGCAAGCGUGACAAUUAGGAAGCUGUGACUUGUUAGCAUCCGCCCUCACCUUGCUGGAGUUUCCCGUGUAGGAAGAAGCCACUGAAGCAACCUGAUGUCUGCUCAUCAAAUAACAUGUUAAGCAUGAAUGUGUCGUAUUCCAGGUCAGCCCUAACCACCCAAAGACAGGAGGAGAGUCCAUUCCUUUUCUUUCCGCGUCCUUGCCAAGACCACGCCCACUUUUAUAUCUUAACACCGUUAGCUCUUUCUUUGCCUUUUUCUUGUUUUUUUUAUGUCUCCCCCCCCCAUCUCACAAUAAAAGACACCAAAUACCA
This is a messenger RNA of Doryrhamphus excisus (bluestripe pipefish), 6111 nucleotides long. The record is from RefSeq and is a predicted model, not a curated record. Lineage: Eukaryota; Metazoa; Chordata; Actinopteri; Syngnathiformes; Syngnathidae.